Molecule: messenger RNA, 853 nt
Organism: Gallus gallus (chicken)
Lineage: Eukaryota; Metazoa; Chordata; Aves; Galliformes; Phasianidae
Gene: POLR2J
Product: polymerase (RNA) II (DNA directed) polypeptide J, 13.3kDa
Exons: 4
Coding region: 37-390 (117 amino acids)
Biological process (GO): transcription by RNA polymerase II
Cellular component (GO): RNA polymerase II, core complex
Molecular function (GO): DNA binding; protein dimerization activity
Source: RefSeq, a predicted model, not a curated record
AGCGGAAACGGCGUGGAGCACCUCUGAGGCGGCGGGAUGAACGCUCCUCCGGCCUUCGAGUCGUUCCUUCUCUUCGAAGGCGAGAAAAAGAUCACCAUCAACAAGGACACCAAGGUGCCCAACGCCUGCCUGUUCACCAUCAACAAGGAGGACCACACGCUGGGGAACAUCAUCAAGUCGCAGUUACUGAAGGACCCUCAGGUGUUGUUUGCAGGGUACAAAGUCCCACACCCCCUAGAACACAAAAUCAUCAUCCGAGUCCAAACGACACCAGAUUACAGCCCCCAGGAGGCCUUCACCAACGCCAUCACGGAUCUGAUCAGUGAGCUGUCCCUCCUGGAGGAGAGAUUCAGGGUUGCCAUCAAAGACAAACAGGAAGGAAUCGAGUAAAAUUAUCACACUAAGACGGGACUGUACUUCUGAUGAAGAGCGACGUGUCUGUGUGUUGAAUGCUUUAUUUAAACCUUCAUUCAUGGCAAUUACUUCCUUCUCGUCCCACUUACUUUUGGCAGCAGUAUGGGGAGGGGAGGUUUGUAUCUGACAAGUCUCGUUUGAUUUGAUGGCUUAAUUCACUAAAAUGGUUUUUACUUUUCUAAUUGGUCACUUAAUGCCACUACGUGCACUCAGCUGUAGCUCAACUGGACUGCACUUUGAGAAUGAGGCGAUGCUGAGUGACAGGAGCAGAUCACAUUCCUGGUUUCCCAUUUCAAGUGUAGAUUCUGGCAGCACAGAUUUGUUAUUUUGUUUUAUUAAGUGUCAUUUCUAUAAAACAAAUGCACAAAUUGUGUAAACUUACAGAAAAAAACCUGAAUAACUGGAUGCAUUUAAUGAACUCUUUACCUUUUGCACGUAA